CGGCCGAGGAAGGUGCCUGGCUGCUGCCGCCGCCGCCAGCCUCGCCUUGGAGGAGCUGAGCCCGCCCUGCCUGCCCGAGGCGAAGACGGCAGCGCCUCCUCUCCGCCCGCUGACUCCGGAGGCGGCGCAGCAGCAAGCGGAGGUCUCUCUCUCCUGCUGCCACCCCAUGCCUGACUCUGUGGAGCCCCCUGUGGUCGUGGGGAAGGAGCCUCGCUCCCAAGGCGGCAUGUGCUGCUCUCGCGGGCUGCCUCAUCCUGCUGCGGGCCGCCGCCGCCUCCGCCCUUUCUUCUCACCCUGCCGCCGCCGCCAGGAGAGGCCAAGGAACCAGCAGGGCUGCAUUUCUGGCAUUCCUCCCCAGUGCCGAAGAUGAGCGGAGGGUUUCGGAGGAGGAGGAGGAGGAGGAAGGGAGACUGAAAGAGACGCCACACAGUUGGGCCCCGGCUGACAAAGGGAGCUGGCCAGGCUGGAGGGGAGAGACUUCUGCCCACACUUUCCUCCAGAUAAAAGUUAAAAUUUAACAGAUGCAAGAAGACAAAUCUCUGGCCUACAUUGAGGACAACGAUCACGUGGCUUCUUUGCCCUUGGAGCUUUUAUCUUUUGCUGGCAGAUAAAACCAGCUUGCAUUUUUCCAGUAUCUUGCUAGACUUUUGAGAACUCCUGCCACCGAGUGUCCUGAAGUUAAGGCUCUCAUUUGAAACCAGUGGAGAGGCAAAAGCAGGCUCUGCAAGCCAAAGAAGCAAGUUCUCUUGUCCGGUGAAGACUCCGAGAGCCUUGGGCACCCCCACCCCCCCAGCCAAUCUGGGCACCAAGCAGGCCCUGGAAGGCAGCUGCAGUUUCUCGGAGCCAGAAGCUGACGGCGUAAACAUGGAGAAAACUGGAGGGAGGUUUUUCAGCGGGAAGCGGCCCAGCUUGCCAGGGCCACAUCCGCUCCCCAUGGUGCAGAAGAUGGUGGAGUCGCUGGCCCAGAUGCAAGAAGAGAAGUUGCAGCUGCAGCAAGAAUUGCGGGCCCUGCAGGAGAAGCUUUCUGUGCAAGAGAGCAGCCACCUCACGCAGGCAGUGCAGCUGCAGAACCAGACAGAAAGUCUGAAGGACAAACUCUUGGAACAAGCCCAGGAAAUGAACAGGCUCCAUUCUGCACUGGGUGGCACAGACCUGGAGAAGCACCGGGACUUGCUGGUUGCCGAAAACCUGCGUCUCAAACAGGAGAUGAAGGCGUGCGAGGCCCAGCUGCAGGAGCUCAAGCGGCAGUCGGUGAAAUGUGUCGGCUGUGAGCACAGCCAGGAGAAUGUGAGGCUGCAGGAGAAGCUGGCGCAGCUCAAGCAGGAAGCGGAAGAGGUGAAGGGGCGCUUGUCGGAGCUGGACCUGGAAGUGGAGCAGAAAACCAACCGCCUGGCGGAGGUGGAGCUUCGGCUGAAGGACUCGCUGGCAGAGAAGGCCGAGGAGGAGGAGCGGCUCAGCCGGCGGCUGCGGGACAGUCAGGAGACCAUCGCCAGCCUCAAAGCCCAGCCUCAGCAGAUCAAGUAUGUCAUCAGAACGGUGGAAGUCGAGUCCUCCAAGACCAAGCAAGCCCUCUGCGAAACCCAGUCCCGGAACCAGUAUCUGCAGGAGCAGGUUGGGAUGCAGAGGCAGGUGCUGAAGGAGAUGGAGCAGCAGCUGCAGAGCUCUCAGCAGGCAGCAGCCCAGCUCAGGGCACAGGUCAUGAUGUACGAGUCUGAGCUGGAACGGGCUCACGAGCAGAUGCUGGAGGAGAUGCAGAGCAUGGAGGAGGACAAGAACCGAGCGAUCGAAGAAGCCUUCGCCCGGGCGCAAGUAGAAAUGAAAGCUGUGCACGAGAAUCUUGCAGGGGUGCGGACCAACCUCCUUACACUCCAGCCAGCUCUUCGGACCCUCACCAAUGAUUACAAUUGCCUGAAGAGGCAGGUCAGGGAGUUCCCUCUUCUGCUUCGAGAAGCCCUUCAGAGUGCCAAGACGGAGAUCGGGCAGGCCAUUGAAGAGGUGAACGGCACAAACCAGGAGCUGCUGAGGAAAUACCGCAGGGAACUGCAGCUCCGGAAGAAAUGUCACAACGAGCUUGUGCGGCUGAAAGGAAACAUCCGUGUAUUUGGCCGCGUCAGACCAAUAACUAAAGAAGAUGGUGAAGGGCCAGAGGCUGCCAACGCAGUGACUUUUGACCCGGAGGAUGAUGCCAUCUUGCAUUUGAUGCACAAAGGGAAGCUGGUUUCGUUUGAGCUGGACAAGGUUUUCCCCCCCAAAGCAACCCAGGAAGAUGUUUUCCGAGAGGUUCAAGCCUUGGUCACAUCCUGCAUUGAUGGCUACAAUGUCUGCAUUUUUGCUUAUGGACAGACGGGUGCUGGCAAGACAUAUACGAUGGAGGGAAUUCCUGAAAACCCCGGGAUCAACCAGCGGGCUCUGCAGCUGCUCUUCUCAGAAGUGCAAGCGAAAGCUUCCGACUGGAACUACAAGAUCACUGUCAGUGUGGCGGAGAUCUACAACGAAGCCCUCAGAGACUUACUUGGAAAGGAGCCUCAGGAGAAGCUGGACAUCAAACUGUGCCCAGAUGGCAGCGGGCAACUCUAUGUGCCGGGUCUGACUGAGUUUCCUGUGCAUUGUGUGGAAGACAUCAACAAGGUCUUUGAGUUUGGACACAUCAACCGAGCAACUGAAUACACCCACCUGAACGAGCACAGCUCCCGGUCUCAUGCGCUCCUCAUUGUCACAGUGAGGGGAGUCGAUUUCAGCACCGGAAUCAGAACCACAGGGAAGCUGAAUUUGGUGGACCUGGCAGGCUCUGAGCGUGUGGGGCGCUCUGGGGCGGAGGGGAGCAGGCUCCGGGAGGCGCAGUACAUCAACAAAUCGCUCUCGGCUCUGGGAGACGUGAUCUAUGCCCUGCGUUCGCGCCAGAGCCACGUCCCCUUCCGCAACUCCAAGCUGACGUAUCUUCUCCAGGACUCGCUCAGUGGCGAUAGCAAGACCCUCAUGAUGGUCCAGGUCUCUCCUGUGGAGAAGAACACAAGCGAGACGCUCUGCUCCCUCAAGUUUGCCGAGCGGGUUCGCUCCAUAGAACUGGCCACCUGCUCUCGGAAGGCUGAAUUAGGCUCCUGGACCAGCCAGGAACACUUAGAGGCAGACCCAUCGGUCACUGUACAGCCCUGCAUUCGGUCACAGUCCUCUCCUCGGACGGGGCGAUCAAGUUCACUCCGGGCAAGGCUCCAGACGUCGGGGAAGCUGAGGCCAGUCCCUGUGUGAGAGGCAGCUGGCCUUAGGAACUGGGUUUUUCUAAUAUAAAGCUUGGGAAAGCAAGAAUCCUUCUAAAGAGACUCCAACCUCAGAGGCUGGUGGACAGUGGCUGACUUCAGAGCCUCCUGGGAGUGCAGCCUCUGAGAAAAGCUGGAUUUUGGCAUCCAUCAUCCUGAAGUCAAGGGUCCCUGCCAGCUACACCCACUCUGAGAGAUGACGACCUGUCCAUUGCUGGCAAUGGAGGAGGCUGGGCAUGGAUGCUGUUGGACUUGCGGAGAGAGAACAUCUGCCUAUUUGACCCAGGGCAACUUUUAGUAUAUUUUUAAACAGACUGGAGAUUCUGGGUGCUCUCCCAUCCUUUAACUCUUUGCUUUGAUUUGUAAAUGAAUAAAAACUCUCCACCCCAAAA
Messenger RNA from Hemicordylus capensis (graceful crag lizard), 3646 nucleotides. It is a transcript of the gene KIFC3, whose product is annotated as kinesin family member C3. The transcript is spliced from 21 exons. Gene Ontology annotation, biological process: microtubule-based movement. The record is from RefSeq and is a predicted model, not a curated record. Gene Ontology annotation, molecular function: microtubule motor activity; microtubule binding; ATP binding. Bases 865 to 3246 code for a protein of 793 amino acids. Lineage: Eukaryota; Metazoa; Chordata; Lepidosauria; Squamata; Cordylidae.